Molecule: messenger RNA, 534 nt
Organism: Symbiodinium pilosum
Lineage: Eukaryota; Dinophyceae; Suessiales; Symbiodiniaceae
Source: the annotation of a GenBank genome assembly
AUGCUGCGAGGAUUGCUUCUCCAAUUGCUUCAGAUGGAGCCGUAUGCUUUGACAACUUUGGCUCUGACCUGGGGUGGAAUCAUUAUACUCUGCAUGGGCCUGGCGGCAACCACUGGCCUCAUUCAGAUUGUAUGCAAUAAUGCGGUUGAGAACGAAAAAGUGCGAAGCUUGGGGAUCGGCAUCGUGCAAGGAGCCAAUAACUUCAUUGGCCUAUCCUUCGGUCCACUCCUGCCACAGGUGGUGAUGGAUGCGAUUGCCGCUUGUACAGCUGCAAGUGAGGCUCAAACGCUUUUCUACGGUGCUGUGAGUAUUGUUGCCGCUUCUUUCCUGGUCUUCGGGUGUGUGACAUCUGCCCUUUCAGAAGCUGAGGCUGGUGCUGAGGAGCCCCACAGCCUGUCGAAAGUGAUUGAGGACAAUUCUGAGGAGCCUCUUCUUGGCUUCUGCUGCGGUAUCAGCCCUGCAGUCUAUGAUGACAAGGUCAAUGAGUUAGAUGCUGCCUUCUGCAGCAGCUACCAGAGUCACGAGAGUGAUUGA